UUUUGAUAAGCAAUAGGGAUCAAGAUUGGCGAGUCUUCAAUAAUAAAAAUGUUAAAUCGAAAAAUAGUCAUCUCGAUAUAUUUCAGCAUUUUAGCGCUGAGUAUAUUAGAAGCUUCACCUACCAGUUCAUCCAAUUUGAAGAGGGGUCGAGAUAGAAAUUUGCUGACAUUUGACGUUGAGGAUGGCCGCAAUAAAAUCAUUAAAUUUGAUAUAAGAUAUAUCGAACAAUCACAGUUUGAAGAUGUAGUGCACAUAUUAGCGCAACAUUCGAAUGAAGAGGCAUUGAGUGCUUCCUAUUUAGCAUCAAGUGGCCUUGAAGCAAUGAAACGGGUAUGGCGCAAUCAACUAUCCGAAAAACUGUCAGUGGCCUGCUUUAAGCGAGGAUCAAAAGAAAUUAUUGGUAUAUUAAUGCUAAAUAAAAAUCAAAAGAAACCAAAUGACCACACACGUAAAUACGAAUUGAUACCUCGAUUCAGUAUAUUUGAACAUCAUCUGAUAAACGAAUAUUUGAGUGGUGAUAGUAUGUACGUUUCCCCACAAUACAGUCGCUAUGGCAUUAAAAAGCAGCUUCUUUUGGCCACUGAACCAGUUUGCCAAGAUAACGGCUUAGAAGUUGCAGCAAGCUACUUCACAUCACCCAGUUUGAAUGAAAUAGCCGAGGAAGCCGGAUUUGAAAUUAUUAGAGACUGCGGACCUGUUAAUCGCGGUGAUCCGAAUAAUAUAAUAUAUUUUAGAUCAAAGAGAUAUUAUUACUAGUUAUUAUUCAUAAUAAAUAUUUAGAUACAAUAAAAUUUAAUUCAAAUUUAUGAAAUACA
This is a messenger RNA of Contarinia nasturtii (swede midge), 815 nucleotides long. RefSeq lists its product as uncharacterized. Lineage: Eukaryota; Metazoa; Arthropoda; Insecta; Diptera; Cecidomyiidae. The transcript is spliced from 4 exons. The coding region runs from base 49 to 756 and encodes 235 amino acids. The record is from RefSeq and is a predicted model, not a curated record.